AUGGAUGCGAGCCAGCUCAAGCUCGAUGAAGACGAGCAAAUGCGUGGGGCCAUCGAGAGUGGCUUGUCCGCAUCGGCGCUCGGUACGAACUUCUGUGUGGUAACGAUGCGAAUCGAUGCGCUAGAGCAAACUGAACGGAAGGCGCCGGCCAAAGCGGCUGUAACGGGGUGA
Messenger RNA from Peronospora matthiolae, 171 nucleotides. The record is from the annotation of a GenBank genome assembly. Lineage: Eukaryota; Oomycota; Peronosporomycetes; Peronosporales; Peronosporaceae.